Argiope bruennichi is the source of this 1224-nucleotide messenger RNA. RefSeq lists its product as uncharacterized. NCBI's taxonomy places the organism in Eukaryota, Metazoa, Arthropoda, Arachnida, Araneae, Araneidae. Gene Ontology annotation, biological process: DNA integration. The transcript is spliced from 4 exons. Gene Ontology annotation, molecular function: nucleic acid binding. Bases 1 to 1224 code for a protein of 407 amino acids. The record is from RefSeq and is a predicted model, not a curated record.
AUGGUAAUUCCUCACUCAACCGUAGUCGAACUGUUAAAUCAUGGUUUCGGGAACAUGAAGACUCAGUUACACACCUGCCUCAUCACCGGACUUGAACAUCAUAGAGCCCCUGUGAUUUGUUUGGCAAUAGUCAAAUAUGAGGUUGGUGUACUAAGAGUCAAUGGCAGAAUAAGACAUAGUAAUGUAAAUUUUAACUGCCCUACUGCUUUACUACAUUAUGUCAGACAACGUUUCUGGCCAGUUCAAGGUAAGGCAACGUGUAGGAAAGUAGUGCAUGAUUGUAUUAAGUAUUUCAGAGUUAAACCCAUAGGAGUUAAACAAUUGAUGGGCGAUUUACCGAAAGAGAGAGUGACUCCUGACUUCCCAUUUAAUUGCUCUGGAGUAGAUUUUUGUGGCCCAUUUCUUGUGAAAUAUAAACAUCAAAGAAAGGGCACUUAUCAUAAUGUGUAUGUCUGUUUAUUUGUAUGCUUAGUUACUAAGGCAGUGCACCUCGAGAUGGUCACUGAUUUGACAUCAGAUGCCUUCAUAGCGUGUUUAAAGAGAUUUGUGGCUCGAAGAGGUUUAUGUUCGAAAUUAUUUUCAGAUAACGGCACAAACUUCAUAGGAGCAAAUAAGGAACUUUCUAAGUUAUACAAUUUAGUUGUAAAACCCGACGAUAGUCUUGCUAGUUAUUUGUCAACAGAGGGAAUUGAUUGGAACUUCAUUCCACCUAGAGCACCUAACUUUGGUGGCCUCUGGGAAAGUGGAGUUAAAGCAUUUAAAUAUCAUUUCAAACGCAUUUUAGGUAAUUCCAAACUGAGCUAUGAAGAAUUCCUAACAGUUAUUACGCAAAUAGAAGGAAUUCUAAAUUCUAGACCACUUGCACCUCUGUCGUCCGAUACCGAUGUGUAUGACGUGUUAACCCCUGCUCAUUUCUUAAUUGGCAGAUCCUUAAAUACUGUUGUAGAGCCAAAUUUAAUCGAAGUUAAAGACAAUCGAUUAUCCAAUUGGAAAAAACUGACAAAAUUAAUUCAAAUGUUUUGGAGAAAAUGGCAUAUACAGUAUCUUAAUAAUUUGCAACAGAGGUCCAAGUGGAAGGAUGUCCCAUGGAGCCAAACAUCGUAUUGCAACGGAUUUCUCCGGAACGAAUUCUUGCCAGGAUGGUCGGUUGGUCAUUUUGAACUUCCUCCAUCGAACCAAUCGACUAUCAGGAAGGUCCAACAGUGCCCACUGGAGUCCACUUAA